UGGUGUUGAAGGAAAACAGAAAACACAACGAGCCAAGCACCGAGCAGUAAUGUUUUGCUUACAAACUCUUGUUAGUCUUUAUCGCAGGAAAUGAGGAGUCGGCGUGCUCUGACGAUAAAAGUGAGUCCCUCUGGUUAGAACUCAGAACUCACCUGGUCAGUGUGCCUUUUGCGACAAAGUGGACACGACAACACGAGUAACUAGCAUGGAAGGCUACUUGGAAAACUUGGCUGCAGACAAUGCCGCCUUGAAGAGGAAACUUCAAAGUAAGACGGAGGCGUUGUUUAUCUUGACCAAAGAGUUGGACGACAGUCGAAAGCAGAGAGACCAGUUCAAGUUGAUGGCUGAGCAACUUCAGCAGAGGUAUUCUGCUCUGAAAAAGAAGCCCUACUCGCAUCUAGGGCAGGCCAUGCUUUUACUUCCCUCCGGUGAUGUUCAAGAGGAGAAAAAUAAAAGUUUAAAAUUGGAGAAUGAAGAGUUAAAGCAACAACUUAGAGAUGCUUAUGGAGAUAUGAAGGCUCUACGAGCACAAAUCAGCAUUCUAAAAAGCGCGCCUUUGAACAACAAACAAAGUGGAGUGUUUCCUGCCCACCAAAAGGAAGAAAUGGUUCAACAAAUGGAAGCCAUGCAUAUCAAGAGUGUUCAACUACGUCAAGACCUUCAAUCAAUGUUAGAUGAGAAAGAGGAACUUAUUGUCCAACGAGACACACUUCGUGGAAAGGUACACAGGCUUAAUUACGAAUUAAAGCAAGCUUUGCUUAGAAAAGGAAGCAGUAGCAGUUCGAACAAUAUCAUCGACAUUGAUUCACUGGUUGCUGAAAAUUCGUUUUUGCAUGACAGACUCCAGCAAAUGGAGCAGGAAAAACAGAUGGCUGAACAUAACUUGAAUAAAUAUAAGAGUGUUGUCGAGAAAUCUAGAACCAAAGGAGCCAUAAAAUUAGGAACUGGUGGAAAUGGAGGUUUAGUUGUAUCUCAAAAGCAAGUCCAGCAACUCUUUCUCCAAAAUGGUGACUUUCCUCAAACGCCAGCAGCCCAGUCUGACCUUCAUAGUUUGUAUUUAGCUUUGCUUGAGGCCUUAAAUGACAAGAAUGUAGCUCUUGCCCAUCAAAAGAAAACAAACCGGAUUUUGGCAAAACGAAUAGCUGAACUGGAACGCAGACUAGGAGCUCUUGGCGAUGAUGCAUAUCCAUCCAAGGCCCUGCUAAAUGGGUAUUCCAUUUCUGACAUUGACAAAGAGGUGGACCAAAUUUUGGCCCAAGCCGAGGAAAAGAAUACAAGAGCUGCAGAUGGCUCUCCUAGCAACAUAAGUGAAUCAAGUGAAGCUUCAAAAAUCGCUGAGGUUGACAGCGACGACACUCUGCCACCUAAUCUGCAGCAGAUGGUUUUGCAAGCGUUAGAGGAUAUUAGGAAGGAAUCAGCAGAAGCAUAACUGUUAUAAAUAUAGUGAUAUAUGAUAUAUUUACAAAAUUUACAAAGGUGUCGCUGUGGAUUAUCAGAGGUUUAUAGUUAAGCCUGAUACCAACUUCUGGUCAUUUGAAUGCAUUUAUAUUUAUGCAUUAAGUCAGUUGCGUCGUUUGCAACAUCACUUAAAAGAAAGGGAAGAGUAGAACUUUUUGCUAAAAAAUCAUUUCCUUAAGUCAUUUUUAUUUUAAUUUUGCAUUUAAUUGUUCCUCCGUUUGUCUUUAAACGAAUAAUUUGCUACGUUAAUGUUUACUUAAUUUGUAAUUUGUGAAUUCAAAUUAAUUUUAUUGUUUGUAACAAUCAGGUGAGUUUUUGUUGUGUUUACAGUCAAUGUUACAUUAAAAUAAACAUUUGAGCAUUAAAGUGAACAAAUUAAUCCGCA
Messenger RNA from Cloeon dipterum, 1843 nucleotides. Its product is annotated as coiled-coil domain-containing protein 149. The coding region runs from base 206 to 1429 and encodes 407 amino acids. Lineage: Eukaryota; Metazoa; Arthropoda; Insecta; Ephemeroptera; Baetidae. The transcript has 10 exons. The record is from RefSeq and is a predicted model, not a curated record.